Hemiscyllium ocellatum (epaulette shark) is the source of this 2190-nucleotide messenger RNA. It is a transcript of the gene traf6, whose product is annotated as TNF receptor-associated factor 6. The transcript has 8 exons. NCBI's taxonomy places the organism in Eukaryota, Metazoa, Chordata, Chondrichthyes, Orectolobiformes, Hemiscylliidae. Gene Ontology annotation, molecular function: zinc ion binding; ubiquitin protein ligase activity; tumor necrosis factor receptor binding. The record is from RefSeq and is a predicted model, not a curated record. Gene Ontology annotation, cellular component: plasma membrane signaling receptor complex. Bases 305 to 1957 code for a protein of 550 amino acids. Gene Ontology annotation, biological process: tumor necrosis factor-mediated signaling pathway; protein K63-linked ubiquitination; regulation of canonical NF-kappaB signal transduction.
AGCGGGUGACGCUGUUCAGGGAGGGGCCGGGCCUGAGGCCUGUGAGCGGCUGCGGGAGAUAGAGAAUAAUCUGUAAAUACCCAGAGAGAGGGAGAGGAACAGGCUUCAGAUCAAGACACACCCGAACAGGAAUUGUUGUGCGGCAAAAUAUAAUGACUGGACCGAGACUUGUGAAGCCCUGGGCCAGAUGUGCUGUUUUAAUGCCUGGACUAUAAUAGCAGAUGUGCAGUUGUGCUGCCUGUGGAUGACGACUCAGUCUGCACACUGAGACCGGCGGGUGCCACAUCUGGCGUUUACCACAAACAUGGUGGACUGUGACAGUGGCCGUGAUUCCACAUUCCAGAGCUCCUGCUGCACCGUGAGCAGUGGGACAAUGGACGAUUGCAGCAACCAUGGACAGUACUCCCAGUCUGUCUACGAGGAGAUGCAGGGCUAUGAUGUGGAAUUUGACCCACCGCUGGAGAACAAAUACGAGUGUCCCAUUUGUCUGAUGGCGUUAAGGGAGGCAGUGCAGACACCCUGUGGUCACAGGUUCUGUAGAGGCUGCAUUGUAAAAUCUAUCAGGGAUGCUGGACACAAGUGCCCUGUGGAUAAUGAGAUGUUGACCGAAACCCAACUUUUUCCAGAUAAUUUUGCAAAACGGGAAAUUCUUUCCCUGACAGUCAAAUGUCCCAACAAGGGCUGCUAUCAGAAAAUGGAGCUACGACAUUUGGAGGAACACCAGGAGCAGUGCGAAUACGCCUUUGUUGACUGUCAUCAAUGUGAUGCUUUGCUCAGGCGAAAGGAACUGCAGGAGCACAUGGACUCGGACUGUCCUAAGAGACGCGUUGCCUGUGAGAACUGUGCCAUGCUGAUGGCCUUUCAGGACAAAAAGGGUCAUGAUCAGAAUUGCCCUUUGGCCAACGUUACCUGUGAAUACUGCAACAUGGAGCUAAUCCGAGAACAGAUGCAGAACCAUUAUAACCUGGACUGUCCAAAAGCACCCGUCCCCUGCACUUUUAGUGCCUUUGGCUGCCCAGAAAAGAUGCAGAGGAAUGACCUGGCGAUGCACCUACAGGAUUACACACAGGCCCACAUGCGGAUGAUGGCCCAGACGCUGCGCAGUGUAAGCUCAGGACUCAGCUCCCAUGUGCCAUCCAUUGACAUCCUGAAUGCAGAAGAUGACUUCCAGCCAGUGACACUCCCUGGGUCACUGCAGGCCUCACACUCUCAGUCAUCGCCAGCACUCGGGGUCCCACCGUCUUGUGACUGCUCACCUCUGAUCCAGAAUCUGAGGGAGACCGUCCAGCAACUGGAGGGCCGUCUGGUCCGGCAGGACCAUCAGAUCCGGGAGCUCACCGCUAAGAUGGGGACACAGAGCGGCCAGGUGGGGGAUCUGAAACGGAGUGUCCGGGCGCUGGAGAAACACGUCAGUGAGUUGGAGGCCCACCAGUGCAAUGGGAUUUUCAUCUGGAGGGUGGAAAACUUCGCCAGCCACCUGCAGGCGCAGGCAGAGGAUCAGCCAGUGGUGCUGCACAGCCCUGGCUUUUAUACAGGCAAGCCAGGGUACAAGCUCUGCCUCCGCCUGCACUUGCAGUCUCCCAGUGCCCAGCGCUGCUCCAACUACAUCUCACUCUUUGUACACACCAUGCAGGGCGAAUAUGACAGCUACCUGAGCUGGCCCUUUCAGGGCACCAUCCGGCUCUCUAUACUUGACCAGUCGGAGGGCCCAAUCAGGCAGAACCACGAGGAGAUCAUGGAGAGCAAACCCGAGCUGCUGGCCUUCCAGCGGCCUACUCAGUGCCGCAACCCGAAGGGCUUUGGCUACGUCACCUUCCUGCACCUCAAAGCCCUCCAGCAGCGCACCUACGUGAAAGAUGACAUGCUGCUGGUCCGGUGUGAGGUUGUGACACGUUCUGAUCUGAACUGGAUGAGGAAGGAUGACUUCCAAGCCCGCUCAGCAGAAGGUGGUCUGUGAGACUUGGCUGCUGCAGCAGUACCACUAAUUUUACACUCCCAGGCCCUGGGGCCUAUUACAAUACAAGCAGUACGUCAUUCAAAGAAACCCCAUGCCUUCCUUCCUCAAUGACUCUUGUGUAAACUGAAUGGCCUGUUGCUAUCAGUGAUGGUUACAGACGGGCUGGGGAAUUUGAGUUAACAUUGCCUAUGAUGUAUUAUCACUGGUUUAUAUGAAUAAAUUUGUAUACACAA